Molecule: messenger RNA, 420 nt
Organism: Eimeria mitis
Lineage: Eukaryota; Apicomplexa; Conoidasida; Eucoccidiorida; Eimeriidae
Exons: 1
Coding region: 1-420 (139 amino acids)
Source: RefSeq, a predicted model, not a curated record
AUGUGCUGCAGCAGCAGCAGCAGCAACAGAAGCAGCAAGCAUGUGCUGCAGCACAGCAGCAGCAGCAGCAGCAGCAAGCCCGUGCUGCAGCACAGCAGCAGCAGCAGCAGCAGCAGCAGCAAGCCCGUGCUGCAGCACAGCAGCAGCAGCAGCAACAGGAACAACAGCAGCAGCAACAGCAACAGGAACAACAGCAGCAGCAACAGCAGCAGCAGCAGCAGCAGCAGCAGACCUGUCCGAUGCUGGCAGCAGCAAACGGCUGUAAAUCAAAUUCGCGAAAGUGGCGCCGCCAAUCCGCCCCCAAUUCGCGUCUCAAUACCUGCAGCAGCAGCAGCAGCAGCAGCAGCAGCAGCAGCAGGAGCAGCAACAGCAGCAGAAGCAAGCGCAGCAACAACAGCAGCAAAAUUGGCUCAGCAGUGA